GCUACAUCGUGUGGUAUUGUUCCGCGUGUGUAUUUUGAUAAGCAACAAAAGAGCGCGCUUCACAUAACGCGCUGAGAAAAGUAGCUUGUUAAAACUUCUCGCUCACUGACUGACGCUGUUUUUGAUCAGACAUGUCGUUCCGAGACCCCCGAGGGAGGGACAACAUGAACCGUUGGGGACGAGGUGGUGACGACGGCCCACGCGGCAGCCUCAAGGGCAGGCAGCCUGGCGAGCGGCUGCGCAAGCCCAAGUGGGACAUGUCACGGCUGCCCCCAUUCCAGAAGGACUUCUACAAGGAGCACCCCACCACCGCCCACAGGCCCAAGCACGAAGUGGAGGCAUACCGGAAGCAGCACGACAUCACCAUCCGCGGCAAGGACGUUCCCAACCCCAUUCUGACAUUUGAAGAGGCUAACCUGCCGGAUUUCUGCAUGUCGGCAAUCCGCCAGGCGCAGUACAACACCCCCACUCCCAUUCAGGCACAGGGUUGGCCGAUCGCCCUCAGCGGACGGGAUAUGGUCGGCAUUGCUCAGACCGGAUCGGGCAAAACACUCGCGUACAUCCUUCCAGCAAUCCUCCACAUCAGUCACCAGCCUUACUUGGAGCGUGGUGAUGGCCCCAUCGCCUUGGUGGUGGCCCCCACGCGAGAGUUGGCCCAGCAGAUCCAGCAGGUGGCGGCGGAGUUUGGCAGGGCCUCCCGCAUCCGCAACACGUGCGUCUUUGGCGGCGCUCCCAAGGGGCCACAGAUCCGUGACCUUGAGAGGGGAGUGGAGAUCUGCAUAGCGACCCCCGGCCGUCUGAUCGACUUCCUGGAGGCGGGCAAGACGAACCUGCGCCGCUGCACAUACCUGGUGCUGGACGAGGCGGACCGCAUGCUCGACAUGGGCUUUGAGCCGCAGAUACGCAAGAUUGUCGAGCAGAUUCGGCCUGACCGUCAGACGCUGAUGUGGAGCGCCACCUGGCCCAAGGAGGUGCGCUCGCUGGCGGAGGACUUCCUCAAGGACUACGUGCAGAUCAACAUCGGGGCGCUGCAGCUGUGUGCCAACCACCGCAUCCUGCAGAUCAUCGACGUCUGCCAGGAGUCCGAGAAGGACACCAAGCUCCUCAAGCUGCUGCAGGAAAUUAUGAACGAGCGUGAGAACAAGACCAUAAUAUUUGCCGAGACCAAGCGUAAGGUGGACGAGCUGACGCGCAGGAUGAGGCGCGAUGGUUGGCCUGCCAUGUGUAUCCACGGGGACAAGUCACAGCCGGAACGGGACUGGGUGCUUGGAGAGUUCCGAAGUGGGAAGUCUCCAAUCCUGGUCGCCACCGAUGUUGCCGCCCGAGGAUUGGAUGUGGAUGACAUCAAGUUUGUCAUCAACUACGACUACCCGAACUGCUCGGAGGACUACGUGCACCGCAUUGGGCGGACGGCCCGCUCCAACAAGACGGGCACGGCGUACACCUUCUUUACGCCGGGCAACUCCAAGCAGGCCCAGGAGCUCAUCUCGGUGCUCAAGGAGGCCAACCAGGUGGUGAACCCCAAGCUGUUCGAGAUGUUCGAGAUGUCCCGCUCCUACGGAGGACGCGGCGGUCGCAACCGCUGGCGCACCUCGGGUGGCGGCGGCGGUCGCAGGAAUGACUACGAUGACGACGACCGACACGGAGGGCGCCGCUAUGCCACAGGUGCCAACGCCUACAACCCAGGCAACAACGACUACAGCACAUCGAACUCAGAGCUGCCAAACAGCAACUACGGAUACGGCAUUUCAAACUCGAACCAGUCGUCGCACCAGUCGUCACACCAGUCAUCGCACCAGCCAUCGCACCAGUCUUCACACCAGUCGUCGUCACACAGCAACUCGGGCGCUGCAUCUGGCAUGGGUAGCGGCGGCGGAGGUGGAUCGAUGAUGGCGAUGACAGCGAUGGGACACAUGGCUCCCAUGACACCCAUGAUGGGGCAGAUGACGCACAUGAUGCCAGUCAUGCACAUGCCCAACGGCCAGUCGUACAUGAUGGCGGCACCCAUGCAGCAGUCGGGACAGCAACAGUCGGGGCAGCAACAGUCGUCGCAGCCACAGCAGCAGUCCGGACAGCAACAGAUUCCCCACAGUCUGCUGGGUCCGCCACCCCCACCCCCACCACCGCCGGGCGUCACUAACGGCGCAGCGUGGUAGAAGCUGUUGUGCUGCGAGCUGGACUCUCUUUGUUUUUAUUUUUCCACCUCAUGGUUUUUAGAUAUAUGUGCAGCAUUAGAGACAGCUGCAGUGGCGCCAGUGUGUUGCAUUCGGUUGCACCCAGUGAAGUUGAGGCACUCUAUACCCUGUGCUUUU
Messenger RNA from Dermacentor silvarum, 2312 nucleotides. RefSeq lists its product as uncharacterized. Bases 132 to 2156 code for a protein of 674 amino acids. The transcript is spliced from 13 exons. Gene Ontology annotation, molecular function: RNA helicase activity; ATP binding; RNA binding. The record is from RefSeq and is a predicted model, not a curated record. Lineage: Eukaryota; Metazoa; Arthropoda; Arachnida; Ixodida; Ixodidae. Gene Ontology annotation, cellular component: cytoplasm; nucleus; ribonucleoprotein complex.